AUGCUCUUUGCAGCUGUGACUCGACGGUACCAAGCCUUGGUGCCGCAGGAUGCAACCAAUCGUGCCAAUGGUGUGCGGACGAAGCUAGGUCCCAUCCUGGAGAGUGAGCGCAACUGGCUCCAGAAAAACCGCGACAAGCUGGACAAGGCCUUGGAGGAGGCGUCCAAACUCGCUGCAGAUGUCGGCGAGGCACCUCCGGUGAAGCAGGAGAAUACCCCACUUUCUGAGCAGCGUGCUGGCGUGAAAGAUUUCCUGUCCAGCACACAACCCGAAUGUCUCAUUCGGGGCACGCUCAUGGGCACUCCCAUGACCAGUGUCAUGACCAUGCCACCGAUGCCCAUUCUGGGCACGCACAUGGCCACACCCAUGACCGAUGUGACCAUGGCACCGCUGCCCACCCAGGGCUCGCACAUGGUCACUCCCAUGACCAGUGUGACCAUGCCACCGAUGCCCAUUCGGGGCAUGCACACGGUCACACCCAUGACUCUGGCCUUUGUGACCAUGGCAGCGAUGCCCACCCAGGGCUCGCACAAGGUCACUCCCAUGACCAUUGUGACCAUGCCAACGCCGCACAUUCGGGGCACGCACAUGGUCACACCCAUGACCACUGUCAUGACCAUACCACCGAUGCCGAGCAAGACAACGCUUCUGAAGCACAUCCUCGAGAACAAGCAGGGUUUGAAGGUUGCUGUAAUUGUCAAUGACAUGGCCUCGCUGAAUUGGGACUCCAAGCUGGUGGAGCAAGCCAUCUCUGACAAGAAGAAAAAUCCGCGGAAGCGCAAGAAGAGCGGAGACCCCCAAGAUUCCGGAGACGAGGAGGCUGAGGAGUCUGAGGCCAGCGUGCCAAAGCUCGUUUCGCUGCAGAAUGGAUGCAUUUGUUGCACGUUGCGCGAGGACUUGGUCGAGCAAGUAUCUGAGAUUGCUACCGCUGAGCAGAAAUUCGACUAUCUGCUGAUCGAGAGCACUGGCAUAUCAGAGCCUGUCCCAGUCGCGCAAACCUUCUGCCACUCCCUGGAAGAGCUGGAGCAUUUGGCUCAGCGCGAGGAAGAACACUCGCACGUGGCUAAGGAAGAGCAAGAGCCCAAGAACGAGACAGAGUACAAGUACCAGAGGGCUCUGGCAGACAAGGAACAGAAGGACAAACAGCUGGCUGUGCGAGCCAUCGAGCUGCAGCGCAUGUGCCGCCUCGACACAAUGGUGACGGUUGCAGAUGCUCCGUUGAUUGUCGAGGCGCUUUGCGGUACUAACGAGGUGCAGGGCGGUACUACUCUGGCCACUUCGGGGCUUACCAAGGCAGAAGUUCAAAGAGACCAAGCAAGUACGAAUGGCAGCAGCGUGAAUGCAGACAAGACCGUCGUAGAUCUCAUGCUGGACCAGCUCGAAUUCGCCAACACGAUCAUCUUGAACAAGGAGGACAUGUUGCUGAAAAUGCCCGGGGGAGCGAGUCUGAAGCCGCAGGUCGAGGCACUUGUGAAGAGGCUAAAUCCCUUGGCACUUCUCGUGUGGACGACCUUCGCUCAAGUUGAGAAAGGUGGCAGGGACACGGUGCUGGGGACUGGGAGGUUUGAUUUCGAGAAAGCCAGGGCCAGCGCAGGUUGGAUGCAGGAGUUGAUGAACGUCAACCACAUUCCCGAGACUGAAGAAUAUGGAAUCUCUUCCGUUGUCUUCCGCGCGAAACGGCCGUUCCACCCCGCAAGGCUGUACAGCGCGAGGGAUGGAUUCGGCUUGGUAGACCUGGCGACAGGAAAGCCCACCGAAAAAGCUAAGCAGAAGCCAUUCCGCGGCGUGAUCCGAAGUAAGGGCCAAAUUUGGAUGGCAAACUGUUGUGCGUAUGCACUCGAUUGGACCAUAGUUGGCCGCACAUUUUCGCUGCAGCCGGCACGGCCCUUCGAAGCAGCCAUUCAAGAGGCUGCAGACACCUAUGAAGAUGACCCGCAGGGAGAAGGUCAGGACGACAUUCUUCCGGAUGGGUGGGACCCACUUUGGGGUGAUCGCGAAACAGAACUGGUGGUCAUUGGCGUGAACAUUGACAAGGCAGCAAUUCUUGAUGCCCUCGAAGGUGCAUUGGUCACCGAAGAAGAGUUCACGAAGGCGACCGCGGAUAAAGCAAGAUUCGAGGAGUGGAUCGAGACCUCGCGUGCUUACUGCAAGGAUCUUAGCAUACCGUUCGGCCAGGUGUUGCUAGGCAUGGAUGAGAAGGCGCUUCGUGCUGCUACUGGGGAUUUGACCUCUAGGUUUGAGAGGUUCAGGCAGCUGGAAGACCCAUUCUUCAAUGGCACUGCAAACAGUUCCUUCAUGGAGAUGGCAGUCCGAGGGGUGAGUAGCGAUUUUGUGAGACAGAACCAGCCAGAUCCAAUGGAGCUUCGCGUCAAAGUGGCCAAAGAGUGCAAGCGAUUGAACCUGGAGGAAUCAGACUAUGCAGUGGAUCCUUCUCUGACCGGGGGGCCAGCAGUCAAGGCCUUGAAGAUGCAGCUUCAGCGGCUGGACGAAGUGAUGCGCGAGCGUGUUGAUGCCGUGCUUGCUGCCCGAGGGCGCAUCCGAGACCUCUCCAACUCGCUCGGCGAGGCUCUCGAGUUCCGCCUGGCCUUCGACGGGGAGCUGCCGGGCAGCGAAGGGGGUGUUGUUGUUCUGCCAAAGACGGCAGAGAACGAAAAGUUCGUGAACGACAUGGCCGAAUUCAAGGAGUCCUCUACAAAGGACGUGGCCAUGUUUACGCGGUGCUCGAGCCACUUGAAAGAGCUCGAACAAGCGUACUUAGACGAGCUCGGCCGCCGCAAGCCCCAAAAGAAGGUGAGGUCCAUUAGCUCUGACUCUGCCUCACGCUCCAAGUCGCGUCCAAAGAAGAAGAAGAAAAAGGAGAAAGAGGCGAAGGAGGAUCGAAAGAAGGCUAAGAAAGCAAAGGAGAGCCGUGCACAGAGCCCCAAGCCUGAGCACCGACCCGAACAUGAGGCUGGCAACGGGGAGGCAGCGCCGGUUUCCCCCGGACAGGCAUGGAAGCCUGAAUCGAAGGAGGAGAGAACAAACGAUCACCAGCCUUGGAACGAGGCUCCCGCUCCGUGGACUCCAAGCGGAAUGCCGCCGCCUGGACCUCCUCCAGCAUAUCCCCCAGCCCAAGCCACUCCCUGGCAGCCACCCCAACAAGCAGCUCCGGGUCAUCCGGGUCCUCCUCCAGCAUAUCCCUACAGCCACCCACCUCCUCGCCCCCAACCCCACGCUCACACUCCUCACGCACCACCCCACGCUCACACUGCCCCACCCCAUCAUCCUCCACCACCCGGCUAUCCGUCUUAUCCACCGCCGCCUGGGUACUUCCCACCCAGGCAUGAGGCAUGGCCUCCACCACACCUGGCGUACCCAAAGCCAGCUCCUGUGCCACCUCCUCACUAUGGUGCUCCACCGGGCAUGCCACCGCAGCCCAUGGCGCCCAGCAAUGAUUCUGAUUACCGCCACUGGGCGAAGUCCGCAGCACCCGUGCCAGAGGCUCCGGCACCGUACCCUCCUCCCAACUUCACUGCCCCCGCACCAGGUCCAGCGCAUGGCGCCCCACCUGCAUAUGGCUAUGCCCCCCCCGGAGCCGGAGGUCCUCCAACAAACUGGUGUGGCGGCCCAGCUUCAGAGAGUUUUGCAUCAGAUCCGGCAGAAAGCGGGCUUUUUGCAUGCAAAGUGAGAGCAUGA
Molecule: messenger RNA, 3675 nt
Organism: Symbiodinium necroappetens
Lineage: Eukaryota; Dinophyceae; Suessiales; Symbiodiniaceae
Source: the annotation of a GenBank genome assembly